Aureobasidium subglaciale EXF-2481 is the source of this 1918-nucleotide messenger RNA. RefSeq lists its product as uncharacterized. Gene Ontology annotation, molecular function: oxidoreductase activity, acting on paired donors, with incorporation or reduction of molecular oxygen; heme binding; monooxygenase activity. Bases 374 to 1918 code for a protein of 514 amino acids. The record is from RefSeq and is a predicted model, not a curated record. The transcript has 2 exons. NCBI's taxonomy places the organism in Eukaryota, Fungi, Ascomycota, Dothideomycetes, Dothideales, Saccotheciaceae.
CCUGUCAAUUCAUGAGAACCCUCGAAACCCGAGGAUAAGGAGUAGAGAUCCCCGACUAACCGAGAGCUUUUGCAACUGCCGUCCAAAGGCCAAGUUGGAAGUCGUUUUUGUUCGCAAGUAACCAAUGCGACACCACGGCAGUUGUGAAUCGCCCCAUUGCCGAAGUUGCACAUUGCUGGUCACUUGGUAGAGUACUGGCGUAAACAUGCGUAGAACAUAUAAACAGCCUGCUGCAGCUGAUGGGUCAAAAGGCAUCCUUUGUGUAUCACUCAUUCAUACCCUCUAAUCUCCAUUCUCUUCAACCGGGUCUAUUCAUACCAUACCACUUAACAUCGGCAUCACAACUUCCGAACAUCGUGAAGUUUAACACAUCAUGAUCAUCGGCGAGUUACUGCCGCUCCUGAUGGCUUAUUGGCCCAUCGUACUUGCAGCAUCAGCAGCCGCAUAUCUCCUUAACAACAAAUUCUAUAAGGGCCUGAACAAAUACCCAGGCGUCCCGAUAGCAGCCUACACAAACUGGUGGCGCUUCUUCGAAGUAUGGGGACAGAAGACAGAGUACACACAUGUCGCUCUUCACAAGCAACAUGGUGAUAUUGUCAGACUUGGUCCUAAUGUACUAUCAUUUGCCGACCCCAAGGCCAUCAAGAUCAUCUAUGGUCUGAACAAGGGUAUGACCAAGUCAGACUUCUAUCCUGUCCAGCAAGCAGUUUCGAAGGGCAAGCGUCUACAAUCGCUCUUCUCUACCACCUUCGAGGACUAUCAUGCCAAGUACAGAAGAUGCGUCAACGGCGCUUUCGCCAUGUCUUCGCUCGUUGAGUACGAGCCUCUGGUAGACAGCACAACAGACGUCUACAUCGAGCGUACAAAGGAGCUUUACUGCGGAGAGAAGGGCCAGAGAUGUGACUUCACUCGCUGGUUGCAAUUUUACGCCUUCGAUGUCAUUGGCGAGUUGACCUGGAGUAAGCGUCUGGGAUACAUUGAGAAAGACCAGGAUGUUGAUGGUAUCAUCGAGUUCUUGAACAAGUUCCUCUCAUACGCUGCACCUAACCCUCUCAAGCUUCAACUCGAGAAAUGGGGCAUCAACAAGAAGGUCUUCCCUGUCACAAAAUUCGCACUUGACCGCUCAGGCGAACGCAAGGACGAGAUGCAGAAGGUCCGCGAGACUGGAAUUGUCGAGAAGCGUCCUGGCCGUGGUAUCGAUCUUCUCACCAAGUUCAACCAAGCUCAACACGAUCACCCUGAAUUCAUGACUGAUGCCCAAGUACUGGCAGCAUCAACAAGUAUGGUCUUUGCUGGAAGCGAGACUACUGCUAUCAGCUUGAGCAGUAUAUUCUAUCACCUCGUCAGACACCCCAAGGUCUAUGAAAAGCUUAUGCAAGAGCUUGACGAUGCAGCAGAGACUGGUGCUAUCCAGCAAAGAGAGAACAACAAAGUAUCCUGGGCGGAGAGUCAGAAGCUACCUUACCUCGAUGCUGUCAUUCAAGAGUCUUUCCGCAUGCACCCUGCUGCUGGUUUGAUCCUUGAACGCAUCACACCCGCCCAAGGCAUUGAGAUUUGCGGCGAACACAUCCCUGGCGGUGUGAUCGUUGGCUGCAACUCAUGGGUCCUCCACCGUCGUCCCGAAGUCUUCGGCGCCGACGUCGAGACUUUCAGACCAGAGCGUUGGAUCGAUGCCGACCCAUUGAAGUUGAAGGAAAUGAAGGCUACCAUGUUCCAGUUUGGCGCUGGCGCCAGAACAUGCAUUGGCAAGAACAUCAGCUUGUUGGAGAUUUACAAGCUGGUACCGACUUUCCUGAGAACCUUUGAAAUCGAGAUGGCUUGUGACGACUGGAAGACGAGAAACGCAUGGUUUGUCAGACAGAGCGAGUUUUACACGAACUUCAAGUUGAGAAGUGUGCCUCGCGAGGUUCCUGUAUAG